Messenger RNA from Penaeus indicus, 3381 nucleotides. RefSeq lists its product as uncharacterized. Bases 1 to 3219 code for a protein of 1072 amino acids. The record is from RefSeq and is a predicted model, not a curated record. The transcript has 4 exons. Lineage: Eukaryota; Metazoa; Arthropoda; Malacostraca; Decapoda; Penaeidae.
AUGGGGUACACAGGUCCAAUCGCAGACCGGAUUGUUGCCGUCUGCCAGACCAAGGAAGACCAGCACCUCUGGGUUGAUACCCUCACCCAACAGUGCCGUAUGGCUAGAGCCUCCAACUUCACCCCUCACAAAUCCUCGUUAACCUCUCCCCCUGUACCCCCAGCCCAUGUAAGUGUAUCAUCUAAUAGUUACAGAUGUAAUGUCCAGCCUAAUAUAUCCGAGUUCCAUUCAUGCAUGUCUUGUGGCUUAAUGUGGAACCCAUCUGAGGAUGAGUGUAUCACAGGUGUUGAAGUGAUUGGUGGUGGUACUGAUAACCCCUAUACUUCCUCCUCUCUGCAAGAUAAAUUUUGUCAGUGUAAAGCAUCAAGAACAAAAAAUAAUUUCAUUAGUCCAUCCCUCACAGUCUCACAAUUGUAUGUAACAUCUAUCCCCAAUGAAACCUUUUAUAUUAGCCGACCAUAUGCCAUCCUUACAAAAUACUUCAGUAAUCUGUAUAGAAGAAAGAUCAUAACAAAAAAAUUAUUAAGAACAUUAGCUGGUGAUAAAGAAGAUGAAGAUGUUUUGCAUCAGGUCCAAUUGCGGAGACACAGAACAGAGUGCUCAAUUAUGACAGGGGGUUUAUCUAGUGAUGACUCUGAUGAUGAACCCAGCACUUUAAAAUUAAAAAAUGACCAAUGUUCUGAUGUAGAGUCCACCACAAGUGGCUCCUCUAGUGAUGACGGGUAUUGGGUAGGGGAAGAUCCAAGAAUCAAAGCAAGCAUCUUCUCGCCAAUGCCAAAGAAAAAGGAAUACCCACAGGUCAAGAGCUCUGCCAUUUCUAGUACUACCUCAAGCAACCUUCAAAGGUGGAGAUACCAACAGAGUGGCAUUGACAAAAGAUUUAAUAACAGUUCCAUUUCAAGCUCCGGAGAAUCUGGUGUAUCUACAGAUGGCAGCAACCCUUAUGGUUAUGUCAGAUAUUACAAUCCUGAUGAUUCCAGUCUUGGAUCCCCACAGAUGGAAGGUGAUUAUGGCCAAGGGUCAGCUCAGCGCUUCACUUACACAAAACCAUUCAGCACUGCCUUUGAAGAGUUUGAAUCAUGCUCAAAAAUGGAUAAAAGUUCUUCCUGUGAAGGUCCUUAUUACAGUAUUGCCCAAGGUAUUGCCCCACUAGCAGUUUCAGAGGUGUCGUAUGAGGGUGAUGAAAGGGAAUAUGAGGAUCACAACUUUAAACAUUCUCUGCAAGAAGAAAUUCUUGACAGCAAGAACCUGUCAUCCUCACAGAGUUACCCACAGUGUUUUGUUAGUGGUAACAUUUAUUCUCCUGCAGGACAUCUUACUUACCCUCACACUCACACAGGCAUCACAUCCAAGUCCAUCCCUCUUAUUGCAGGGACUCUAAUUGCUGAGACAGAGGAGGCAAAGUUCACUGCUAAUAAUGCACUUCAUUCAUCAACACUUAAUAUUCCAGCUACGCCAAUAAUCCUACCCAAUUUGGUUCCUGGUGAAUCAGAUGAUGAGCUUUCAGAAAGCACUCCUAAUAUUUGCAACAGAACCAUAUAUGGAGGUUCAUUAUCUUCUGAGGAUGCACCAGCUUUUGAGAUCAAGAGAGAAGAACCAUUAAAAAAGUUUCCAUUUAAAAUCAAACCAGAUGUGGCUUAUUACAUGUCAUCAUGCAGUGGUGAUGAGAUGGGUGAUGACAAGAGUGAUUAUUAUGAAAAUCAGAGAAAUCAGAAGUCCUUGGCUUUGUCUUUAUCUCGCAGUGAGCCAAACCUGCUCCAGAGAGUACCCUCAGUACAAGAGCCCAAAGAUUCACAUACUUAUGCAAGUCAUUUUGUCCAAUUUGUGCACAAUGUGGAAAAUCCUGCCAAAGUCUGCAGCUGUGAAUCACACAGCCACAGGUCCUCAGACUCUGGCCUUGCAGAUGUUUUACACCACUUGGAAUGCUGUCCAUUGAGAAGCGAAACUCCAGGGUUAGGGCGAGGAUCUAGCAUAUCUCGCUGCUCCCAUUCUUCCCAGUUUUCCAGCAUUAAGUCUCCAAGAAGCAUAUCUUCUUGCCAGAUACGUCCCAUCACUCCAGACUGUGGCAUGGACAGUGACAGCCUCCUCCUCUCACCCACGAUGACACCUCGCACCUCUGCCCCUGUGACAUAUUCAAUGGAUUCAUUUUCCUCCCUUCCAGACUCAGUCACUUUGCAUCACUCAACAUCAGCACAAGACCUGUUAUGCACAACAUUUUCGGAGUCCACUAAUGAUGAAUCAGUUUUUCGGUCGGGAUUAUAUGCCCACUGGUGGAUGAAGGCCAGUGUUUGCCCAAAGGUGUUACAACUAGAAAAAUCUAAAAGAGAUUAUUUGAGGUUCUGUGGUGAAAAGAAGCCUGAAGUACCUCCAAAGCCCAAAUUCUUGAAGCCUUCAUAUCACACCCGAAGAGUGGGGGCUCUGACCAGACCAGCUGCUAGGUCAGCAGCUACACAGACAAACUUUGGUAAUGUCUAUUCGCUAACCAAGAUGUGUAGAUCUGUAUCAGGCAUGAGUCAUGAAGCUGCUGAAAGUGAAGAACCUAAGCCACAAGCACAGUCAGUAAGACCAAAGCAGAAGAUAUCCUCAACACACCUCAGCCCUCAGAGUUCAGUCAGCAUUUCUCGUGACCGAAGUUUUGAGUCCCAAGCAUCACAAGUCUCUCAGGUAACAGUAAUACCAAGACUGGCAAGUCAAAGGGAAAAUACAUUCUCUGAAGUGCAGACAAAUCAGCUGACAUUACCCCAAUUCAGACUUACCACACCCAAGAUACAGUCAAAUAAUUCUCAGGAGUCAAGUGGAACAAGUGGAACUUCUUGUACAGAGCUAUCAAGUCUCCAUAGUUUCAGUGAAUCAUGUGAUAGAGAUGGUGAUCCCCCACACAUUCGUGACUCCUCUGAAGGCUUAGAUGUUGACUUCCGACGUAGAGCUUCCUCCCAUUCUUUGCAUGUUGGUACUGGUUCUUCAGAAGCAUUCAGAUCCACAUUAUAUUGCCAACUUCAGCCUUUCUCACGAACUAGUGAUCAGCAGUGCAUCGAAGUUCAGUUACCAGUCCCCACGGCAUCGGCUUCAGGAUUUGCCAGGGAAGGAGAUGAUGUUGCCAAACCUAGCCUUCCUCCGAAACCCUCCCACCUUCAGACAUGGCCUAUCCAGCGGUCCAAGAGCCUUCCAAAACUUCCCCUGUCGACCAUCUCUAUCCACAGCAAGGAAUACUCCAGCUAGGUGUACCUUGGCUGCUCUUGUAUUUUGUCUGCUUGAAGGGCAGCAACUCUUUUCACUUGUCUUUGAGAGCACGUCCUUAGUGCCACGACAGUCCAGUGUGACUAGCAUCACAAGUAACACCGAGUCACCUUCAAGGAUGCAGCGCUGUGCAGGGGGAAAGGU